Nothobranchius furzeri (turquoise killifish) is the source of this 9007-nucleotide messenger RNA. RefSeq names its product glutamate receptor, ionotropic, N-methyl D-aspartate 2A, a (gene grin2aa). The record is from RefSeq and is a predicted model, not a curated record. Gene Ontology annotation, cellular component: NMDA selective glutamate receptor complex; plasma membrane. Gene Ontology annotation, biological process: excitatory postsynaptic potential; monoatomic ion transport; long-term synaptic potentiation. Gene Ontology annotation, molecular function: NMDA glutamate receptor activity. Lineage: Eukaryota; Metazoa; Chordata; Actinopteri; Cyprinodontiformes; Nothobranchiidae.
GAGAGAGAGAGAGAGAGAGACUGACUGCUGGUCCGUCUGUCCAGCUGCCCCUGCAUCUGCAGAAGCGCGCGCGCAUACACACAUUCAGCACACACGCGCACGUUUCUAUCUCUCUCUGACAGACACACGCACGCACGCACGCGGCGUUCGGAACGAGUCCCAUGCACGCGUUGCUGCCUGCAGCCGGAGUCUCCAGUGUGCUUGGUGUAUGUGCGCGUCUCUGCGUGCGUCCGGUGGCCGUUCGCCUGCCUCUCCCCCUCCGCUGCGCCUCUCCUCCCCACCCGGCAUAGGAAUAAACCCCAGCCUGGGAGCUCUGAUCCGCACCGAGGCGAAGUUGAGUCCCCACGAUGCGCGCGGGCCAACAGAGAUUGCAGCGGAGAAGCAGCAGUGUGGGCGCACACACGCACCGAGGAUUGGAUUACAAAUAACUGUGAUUUUACUCGCCGCUGCACGCUUUUGAAGUGAUAAACCAGUGGAUUUCAUUCAUCAUUAAUUUGUUCUUGGACACGCUGGGAAUUAUUCUCUUCCAGAGAUUCUGUGAUUCCUCUUUUUUUCCCUCCUCCUCCGGUCGUGCGGUGUUUGAGAGUGAAAACCACCAGAGGCUGCGUGCUUCUUCUCUGGAGAGAGUGGACUGUUGCAAUGUCAUCCCACACCACUGUUUUGGAGCUCUGUGGAAGGGAGAUGCUCAGGGGAUGAAGGGGUUCAGCAAUAUGUCCCUCAGCAGCAAAAGGAGUAAGAGGAGGAUUAGAAGGAGGAGCAGUCUCGGCAGCGGACGGGAGGGUGUGCUGCUCCCCUUGGCCCUCCUGGUGGCAGUGACCAUGUUGAGUGACCCUGCUCUAGCGCAAAAGCAGCGAACCAGCGGCGGUUCCGAAAAGGUCCCCGUCCUGAAUAUUGCAGUGAUCCUCGGACGCACUCGCUACAUCUCCGACCGGGACAUCCGUGCUCUGUGGAGCAAAGAAGACCCUAUCGACGUCAAUGUGGUCACACUGUUGGUCAAUGAAACUGACCCAAAGAGCAUCAUCAACCACAUGUGUGACCUGAUGUCAGGGACCAAGAUCCACGGCGUGGUGUUCGGAGACGGCACUGACCAGGAGGCCAUUGCUCAGAUUUUGGAUUUUAUUUCCUCACAGACGCUUAUACCCAUUUUGGGCAUUCAUGGAGGGUCGUCCAUGAUCAUGGCUGACAAGGAUGUAAAAUCAACAUUCUUCCAGUUUGGUGCCUCAAUCCAGCAGGAGGCCCUGUUGAUGCUGAACAUCAUGGAAGAGUACGACUGGCACGUCUUCUCCAUCGUCACAUCAAAGUUCCCUGGCUACCAGGAGUUCGUCAACAUCCUUAAAACUACUGUUGACAACAGUUUUGUGGGCUGGGACCUGCAGAACAUCAUCACACUGGAUGCAGUGGAGGAAGACAGCCGGUCUCAGAUCAUGCUCAAGAAGGUCCAGUCUCCGGUGGUCCUGCUCUACUGCUCUAAAGACGAAGCGGUCUACAUCCUGGAGGAGGCCCGCUCUCUUGGCCUGACUGGAUUUGGUUACAUCUGGAUUGUGCCGUCUCUCACCACUGGGAAUACUGAAAUAACACCAGAGGCGUUUCCAUCGGGGAUGAUUUCAGUGUCGUACGAUGACUGGGACUACCCGUUGGAGGCUCGAGUUCGUGACGGACUUGGAAUCAUAACUUCAGCAGCGGCAGCCAUGUUGGAGGAGUAUGGUGACAUUCCAGAAGCCAAGACGUCCUGCUAUGGCCAGAUGGAAAAGACAUCCAAGCUGCCUCCAAGUGCUCUGCACAAGUACAUGAUGAAUGUGACGUGGGAUGGCAGGGACUUGUCGUUCACAGAGGACGGGUACCAGGAAAAUCCAAAGCUGGUUGUCAUUGUUCUCAACAAAGAAAGAGAGUGGGAAAAGAUGGGGAGACUGGACAAUGGCAGCCUCACAGUGAAGUAUCCAGUGUGGCCCCGUUUCAACUCCUUCGGCGAUGCUGAACUGGAUGACAACCACCUGUCCAUCGUCACCUUAGAGGAGAAACCUUUUGUCAUUGUGGAGGACGUAGAAAGACUCACUGGUACCUGCAUGAGGAACUCUGUGCCUUGCAGGAAGCAUAUCAAAGACAACACCACAGAGGCUGGGGGGACUUACAUAAAGAAGUGCUGCAAAGGUUUCUGCAUUGAUAUCCUGAAAAAAAUUGCCAAGUAUGUGAAGUUCACCUAUGACCUCUACCUGGUGACUAACGGCAAGCACGGCAAGAAGAUAAACAAUGUCUGGAACGGGAUGGUGGGAGAGGUGGUUUAUAAGAAAGCCGUCAUGGCCGUCGGAUCCCUGACGAUCAACGAGGAACGCUCCGAGGUGAUCGAUUUCUCUGUCCCGUUCGUGGAGACCGGGAUCAGUGUCAUGGUCUCACGUAGCAACGGAACUGUCUCGCCAUCGGCUUUCCUUGAGCCAUUCAGCGCAUCUGUCUGGGUGAUGAUGUUUGUGAUGCUGCUGCUGGUGACCGCAAUGGCUGUCUUCAUGUUUGAGUACAUCAGUCCGCUUGGAUUCAACCGAAAUCUGGCACAGGGAAAAGAUCCCCACGGACCUUCAUUUACCAUGGGCAAGGCUGUGUGGCUGCUCUGGGGUUUGGUCUUUAACAACUCUGUGCCCGUGCAAAACCCAAAAGGAACAACCAGUAAGUUCAUCGUAUCGGUGUGGGCCUUCUUCGCUGUCAUCUUCCUGGCCUCCUACACUGCUAACCUGGCCGCCUUCAUGAUUCAGGAGGAGUUUGUGGAUCAAGUCACUGGUCUUUCAGACAACAAGUUUCAGAACCCGUAUGCAUAUUCACCUCCAUUCCGUUUUGGGACCGUCCCGAAUGGAUCCACUGAGAGAAACAUCCGAAAGAACUACCCCGCCAUGCACCAGUACAUGGUGAAAUAUCACCAAACUGGAGUCGUGGAUGCACUCGUCAGCCUCAAAUCAGGUAAACUGGAUGCCUUCAUCUAUGAUGCAGCAGUGUUGAACUACAUGGCUGGCAGAGAUGAGGGAUGCAAGCUGGUGACCAUUGGCAGCGGGUACAUCUUUGCUACUACUGGUUACGGCAUUGCUUUGCAGAAGGGUUCCUACUGGAAGCGACAGGUGGAUCUUGCCAUCCUAGCAAUCAUUGGAGAUGGUGAAAUGGAGGAACUAGAAGCCCAGUGGCUGACAGGGAUCUGCCACAACGAGAAGAACGAAGUCAUGUCAAGUCAGCUGGACGUGGACAACAUGGCGGGGGUGUUUUACAUGCUGGCCACGGCCAUGGGGCUCUCCCUCAUCACCUUCAUCUCGGAGCAUCUCUUCUACUGGAGGCUCAGAUACUGCUUUACCGGAGUGUGCUCUGGCAAGCCUGGUCUUCUCUUCAGCAUUAGCAGGGGUAUCUGGAGCUGCAUCCAUGGAGUCCACAUUGACAUGAAGAAAAAGACAGAUCUUGACUUCAGCCCUCAAGACAAAAUGCUUAAACUCAUCAAGUCUGCCAAGCAGAUGACCAACAUGUCAAACCUGGGUGGCUCCCACAUGAAUUCACCCAAACGAGAGUUCAUGCACUCAGCUGGUCCUAUGAUCAUGGAUAUGAUGGCGGAGAAGGGCAACUUCAUCUAUGCUGACAAUAGAAGCUAUGCUCCUAAGGAUAUGAUAUACGGGGACACUGGUGACCUUCAGUCUUACCUUGCUAACCGCCACAAAGACCACCUUAACAACUAUAUCUUUCAGGGUGGCCAGCAUCCUCUGACCUUAAAUGAUGCCAACCCCAAUACGGUGGAGGUAUCUGUGAGUCCUGACACAGUCCAGACCAACGCUAAGCCACUUCGGACACUGUGGAAGAAAACAGGGGACACACUCCGUUCUGUGCCACCAAGCUCUGCCCCAAUGCCGGACAUGCUGAUGCCCGACCCACGAAUAUCAAUGAAAACUCAGCGUUACCUCCCUGAGGAUGCGGCCCACUCUGACAUUUCCGACUGUUCAAGCAGGGCAGCCUCAUACAAGGACCCAGAAAACAACAAGCACCUGAAGCCCAAGGACAACUUAAAAAAAAGAUCUGUGACGUCAAAAUACCCAAGGGAUUGCAGUGAGGUAGAGCUGUCCUACUUGAAAACUAAGCAGGUCAGUGGUGGAACCAACCAAAGUGGGAGAGGAGGAGUAGGGGAGAAAAUCUACACUAUUGACUCAGAUCGAGAGCUAAGCCUUCAUUCAGACCCCAUGCACUUCAGAGAGAGUCACGGCCUUGGUGCAGACGAUGUGGAUUAUCCUGAAAUUUACUCUGACCACAGCGACAACUACAGAAAGUGUGAGCAGCCCAUCAUUCAUCUGAACUCCUCACCUUUGCAUCAUACAGACUCAGAUCUUCUUUCAGACUCAGCUUACUCUAAACAUUACAACUUGAAAGAGAAAAAUAUUUCCCUGUCCCCUCAUGAAACUAUUGACCGCUACAAACAGACACACUGCCGUUCCUGCUUGUCUAAAGUGACUUCUAGUUACCCACCAGGAGCACCGUAUGGCCCCACUGGACCUGCCUCAGCACCUGGCACUCGUUCUCCAUAUAACCGGUGUGAGGCAUGCCUCCACACAGCCAACCUGUAUGAUAUUAGUGAGGACCAGCUUCUUGCUGACCCCUUGGUUAGUCCCACCAUGCAUCACCAAGAGCAACAGCCAGAUGAGAUGUUUGGGCUGUACUGGCCACAAACAGAUGGGCCGCAUGUUCAAAAGCGAAACCGCUUGAGGCUGAGUCGUCAGCACUCCUUUGACAACAUCAUGCUUGAAAAGCCCAAGGAUCUAGACCUGGGUCGACCAGCACGAAGUGUCAGUCUCAAAGAGAAGGAUCGCUUUUUGGACUCGACAUCUGACUCGCAAUAUGCAAAUCUCUUUGGCAUGCGCCCCUACUCUGGCAGACUCUUUGGCACCGGGUCUAAAUCAAUGAUGUUUAACCAUAAUCUAGAGGAAAGCAAAAGGAGCAAGUCCCUGUACCCAGCCCAUGGCUCAGAAAACCCUUUUCUUAGCCACUCGCUGAGGGAAGACGCCAGCAGCAGACUGGUCCAUGGGCGUAGCUCCUCAGACAUUUACAAACAGCUCGCAAUAGGCUCUCCUGCAGUGGCCCUAGGAGCAGCACCCAUUAAAACACGCAAUGAUGCGAACAAUCUCCGCUCCUCCAAUAAGUCCACCUCUUCAUACUGCUCAAGAGAUGGGCGGAUAGCUAAUGACAUGUACAAUAAAGAGCAUGUGAUGCCUUACUCAGCCAAUAAGACUAGUGCAUACCCAGCCUCAAGGGGCGUCCUAAACUCAGCCCAGUUUAGCAAUAGACGGGUGUAUAAGAAAAUUCCCAGUUUGGAGUCCGAUGUUUAGCUCAUGUAAGACAUGUGUUCUCCCCUUCUUACUCUUCUCUGGGUUUGUAUUAUAUUUUAUCAACUAUGUUAUCCACUAUGGGAUGUCAUAGCCAAACAACAUGUUUCUCCUCUUCAGCCUUGUCAAUGAAAAGAACUUGUGCCCUCUUGGGUCUAACGUCAUUACUACCACUCUCUUUACAGAUAUUUCUGUCCAUUCUCUCCCAUGUACCAAUGAGCUGGCUACCUGGCCAGCACUCUGCCAUCAGGUAUCUAAGUGUAAAAAGAAACAGGAUCAUUCAAUUUGCAGGUUUCCUAAAAGGGAUAGAAAUAGAGGAGUAAUCCGUUUCUUGGAUUGUAAAAUUGGUAUCGGACGGACAUGUGCAGGGAGCCAGUUGAAGGUGGCGGUAAUUGCAUGGCAGGGGAAUUAGAAGAAGCAAAAAAAAGGUGCUAGCUCCUCCAACCACCCACCCUCUGUUUCCCCCUUUGCCUUCCCACCUAUCCUGUCAAGCUUUGGGAGAAGAGGUGUGACAGGGAGGCCAGAUGGGUGAGCCUGCAUUAAGGCAUCCCAGGAGGACAGCAAUGUCACAGAGAGCUAGUCCGAUUGUUGUUACUCGAAUGUGGCUACUACGGCACCUGGCAGUUAAGUAGAAGAGAAAGGAAGGGAGAGGUGGGUGAGUGACGGAUUGGAUCAACCAGUCCGUGUUGACAGGUAAUGAUUGCAAGUUGAAUCAGAAUGUGGUGUUGUGUUUUAAUCCCGAGCUUACACCAUGGCAAUUAGAAGAUGGGGAUAAUGUAUCAGUGACUAAUGUUUACAGACUGACGAGAGACUGACUUGUACAAUGGGGAAAAAAGCAGGGAAACCUGAGACAGCUGGUGGGCAUUUCAUUUGAGGCACUGCACAUAGAAAAAUGAUUGCAAAGUCUUGCUUUUUUAUAUUCUAUUGAACUAUAAGAUUAUUAGGGAUUCUGGCAUUCGGAUCCUUCUAUGUAAGAUUUUAGUGUUUGCUUAUUUUGUAGCACAGUAGCCAUUAGUUUAAAAAACCCUUUCUCCCACAUUUGCUUUUGAAAAAAGCAAAGCUUACUGAAAAUAUACCAUUGAGAGCAGUUGAUCAUUUUGCAUGUUCUUGAUUUGUUUUUUUAGUUUCUUGUUUGUUUUUUUUCAGUGACAGAGUAGAAAAUUUACACGCAAAUACACCAUCAGACACACAUGUUCAAGAAAAGGACCAUGUCUUGCCAGAUGUGGGUGGAUAUUUAUACAAUCAAAACUUUGAUCCUUGAACUGGUAUGGCUGGUAGAAAGGAAACUAUGAAGUUAACAAGGGAGAAGGGUGAAAUGAGCAUUUUGUUCACCAGCACCUUGUCCACAGUGGACACAGGUGUGAUUUUUGACUUCCAUGUCACUAAGAAACAGGGUAAUUAUCUAUAUAUAUAGAAAAAAAACAUACAUGCACAGACGAUUCCUGCCUUUUUUCUUUUCCUCCAUCAACAUGACACAUCGUCAGUGUAUUUUGUACCAGAUUUAAUUUUUCUCCUUGGUUUAAGGUUAAGUAAAACUUUGGUUAGUUGGUCCAGGAACAGGAAUAUUUUGACUUGUGGUCAACUGGGAGCACUUUUUGGGUUUGGGUUAGGGUUUCUCUUUCAUUUUGGUGGGAUGUGGGGUUAAGGUGAAACCAAGGGGUCUCCGUUUUGGACUCAUCAACCACGUAUCCAUGUAUAAGGACUGAGUGGUGUUUGUUAUGCAUGAAAGAAUUUGGGUAAGCUUGAAAAUUUAACCAGAACUUUAAGUUCUUUAACUGCUUGUGUUUUAUCUGUUUAGUACAUAAUUCUUUCACGUGUGCCCAAAAGAUAUAUUAUUUCUUUUUUUUUUUGUAGCAUGAAAUGUUAAAAUGGCACAGUCCUAACAAGAUCUAAUGAAUCCAUUGUUUUUUAUGUUGAUUUGCUUGAUUGAUUGGUCUUACAAAGCCAAAUUCUAUGUAAUACAAUACCUCAGGAUGAUUCUGUGUAUUUUAGAGGAGCAGUAACGCCGGAACAUGAUGUGCUGCCGAUUUUCUAAAUAAAAACAUUAAAAAAAGAAAAGUAAAAAAAAAAGAUAGGGAAAAAAGAUCACAUACAAUUUAUAGCGGCCACAGACAGAAUGAAGCUGUUCUCCUUCUGAUGUUUACUGUACCAGUCCAAGGUCUUCCAGUUCCACUCUGUGCCCGAGCUCAUGCAAACCUAGAUUCGACGGGAGAAGAAGGUGAUGAGGAGGACGGUGGUAGGGGUGUUGCAUGCAGCUCUAAAUCUUACCAAACUGAACACCCUGAACAGAACACACGGUGUUACAUAAACAUCCAAAAUCUGAAUCGCUACCCUCUUACAGAUUACAUAAAGGGAAUGUCUGCCCUUUCCAUUGUUUUUAAUGGCUGAUUGCAUUAACCACCAUGUUUCAAACUUGAGCUUGAUCUUUAGAAAUUUUAAGUAACCACUGUCAUAUCACUGUUUUGUACUUCUUGGGAUACUGCAGUAAAAACCUGUCCUUGCUUUCCAAUCAGCUUACCCAAUGUUGACUGAUGAAAAUUGUUUUUGCAUUUUAUCUGCAUUAUUAAUGUUAUUAUUACUGUAAUUAUUAUUGUCAUCAUAUUUAUUGCCACAUGCUGCCUGCAUACGCUGAAGAGUGAAAAAUAUGCACAUGGAAAAUAUCAAACGGCAUCCAUUUUUGUUUUAUGGACUCAUGAAAAAAUUUGUUUGGUUUGUUCUACUUUUACUGAACUGAUGCUGUUUUACAUUCAAAAACAAGCAAGCAAACACACACACACACACACACACACAACCCAAAACAUACCCUUGUGAUGACAACCCUUCCCUUUUUUAAUGGCAAAAAUGUAUUUUAAUUACAUUACAUAAAUAAUGAGGUGAUGGCAUGCAACCCCAAAUGUAACAAGUUUAUGUUUUUAUGUUUCUAUUUCUUUUUUUGUUUGUUUUUACUUUGGUUAUAAUGUUAUAAUCACUGAUAUGUUGUGACCAGGUGUGAGUGUAUGCAUACCAGUAUUUGAGAGGAAAAAGUUGUUAUAUAUAUAUAUAUAUAUAUAUAUAUAUGCAUAUGCAUAUGUGUUUAACACAAAUGAAGAUGCUGCUGUUAUAAGGGAGAAGCCGGGGCCUGACCCCUGUCGGACACCUUUAUUGGACGGCUGGUUAUCAGAUCAUGUUUUACCCAAAUAAGGUGUGUCAGGUCAGGGGUCAGACUUGGCUCAAAUGGGUGGGACAUCCGUGCUCUUCCUCCAAUGGCUGGUGAGAAAUACUGUAUCACCAGCUCUGCUUCCCUGUCCGUCAUGUGUAGUCUGGACUUCAGCUCUAAAGAAGAAGACAAAGACGCAAACCCUCUAUUUUGAGUCUGCUAUCCCUCCAAAGAUACAAGACCUCUUUCAUUAUUGUUUGCUGUAAGAAUAGAGCUUUUUUUUUAAAAGAAAAAACGAAUACUUCCUCAAAAAGACUUUUAAGGAACUAUUUUGAAUAUAUUUAGAAAUGACACAUGUAAAAAUCGCUUGUAAAUUCAUACAGGAAUACAUCAUCAUGGAGAGUUAUAAAGAGUAAAAAAACAAUAUUUUUUGUGUGAAUUUCACAAGAGCUCUUCUGUACAGUGGCACUGUUUAUCUCUAUCUUUCUAUUUCUUUCUCUCUCUGUAGAGCGACUAGAAUAAAAUUUCACCAUUCACAAGA